GCGACUUGUUCAGUCUGGACAUCGUUGAGUGCUGUUGUUGCUGCUGCGGUUAAAAACACCGUCGUCUCUCUAAAGAACUUGUAUUAGCUUCUUUUUUUGUGUGUGUGUGUAAACUUCACAAUGGCGAACAAAACGACACCUAUUCUCUUCAAGGCGCUGCUGGACAUGUCUGAAGUCCACUCCUCGAAAGUUGUGCGAGGAAACACUAAAGGAGCAAAUUUCAGACACUUGGGAUCCUGUGGGGCCCUGGCAGUGAGGAGGAGCAGCCUGCCCCUCAGCCCCGCCACCUCCAUCUGCAUCCCCAGCCGCAGCUUCAUCAACCUGGCUCUUCCUAUCAGCACCCGCAGGAUGGAGUACACCGAGUGCCGGACAUUAGGGUAUACUCCAGAGCAGAUGUACAAGGUGGUGGCCAGUGUGGACCAGUACCACCACUUUGUUCCCUGGUGCAAGAAGUCUCAGGUGGUGAAGGGACAAAAUGGUGACGUCCGGGCGGAGCUCGAAAUAGGUUUUCCCCCCAUCGUGGAGCGCUACACCUCUGAGGUCACAGUUGUCCCAAACCAUCAAGUCAGAGCUGUGUGCACUGAUGGAUCCCUAUUCAGCCACCUUGAAACAACAUGGAGGUUUGCCCCUGGAGCCAAAGACCUACCAGACUCAUGCAAAGUGGAUUUCUAUGUGUCAUUUGAGUUCAGGUCCAUUCUGCACUCUCAGCUGGCCAGCGUGUUCUUUGACGAAGUGGUGAAGCAGAUGGUCAGUGCCUUUGAGUCACGGGCGGCAACACUUUACAGGAACCAGCAGGUGUCACUGAGGAGGCGGUCUACAUGAGGCGACCCUACCCUCUAUCCACAUCCACUCGGACCUUUAAACAAACCCUGCCAGCCUGCUGCUCAUACCUACGGUCAACACUUGUUUUACACAGGAGACGGGAUCUUUUCAGAUUCUUUUUGCACUAACUCAUAUCCUAUUAUUGAGUUGACAUGCACAGGAAAUAUACUUAAAACUAUUUAUUUAUAAGCCACAAACUAAUUUAUUUAUUUUCUUGUACUUAUAUAUUUAUUUUACAGUUAGGAAUAAAUGCAUUGUUUUCAAUUAU
Seriola aureovittata is the source of this 1090-nucleotide messenger RNA. Its product is annotated as coenzyme Q-binding protein COQ10 homolog, mitochondrial. The record is from RefSeq and is a predicted model, not a curated record. Bases 121 to 822 code for a protein of 233 amino acids. The transcript is spliced from 5 exons. Gene Ontology annotation, molecular function: ubiquinone binding. Gene Ontology annotation, cellular component: mitochondrion. Gene Ontology annotation, biological process: ubiquinone biosynthetic process; cellular respiration. NCBI's taxonomy places the organism in Eukaryota, Metazoa, Chordata, Actinopteri, Carangiformes, Carangidae.